AUGUCGCUCGAAAUUCCGUUGAUGAGCACCGAUGAGGUGAUAGAACUUGAUCCUGAGCAAUUGCCAUCGGGCGAUGAAGUACUUAGCAUUUUACAACAAGAACGAUCCCAACUUAACGUUUGGAUCAAUGUUGCACUUGCAUACUACAAACAAAAGAAGAUCGAUGACUUCCUCAAAAUAUUGGAGGCGUCCCGUGUGGACGCCAACAUUGACUACAGGGAUUUUGAAAGGGAUCAAAUGCGAGCCUUGGAUAUGCUCGCUGCUUAUUAUGUCCAAGAAGCAAAUAAAGAAAAAUCCAAAGAUAAAAAGAAAGAUCUUUUCACUAAAGCCACUCUGCUUUACACUAUGGCAGACAAAAUUUUCAUGUAUGAUCAGAACCACCUCUUGGGCCGUGCUUAUUUCUGCCUACUGGAAGGUGACAAAAUGGGACAGGCAGAUACUCAAUUCAAUUUCGUUCUCAACCAAUCGCCCAACAGUGUUCCUUCUCUACUUGGAAAAGCAUGUAUUGCCUUUAACCGCAAAGACUAUAGAGGUGCUUUAGCCUUUUAUAAGAAAGCUUUAAGGACAAAUCCUAAUAGCCCUGCAGCGCUGCGUUUGGGCAUGGGACAUUGUUUCAUGAAAUUGAAUAAUCAAGAAAAAGCCAGAAUGGCUUUUGAGAGGGCACUGCAACUGGACCCACAGUGUGUAGGUGCACUAGUUGGUCUCUCCAUAUUGAAACUAAACCAACAAGAGAGUGAAUCAAACAAAAUGGCUGUUAUCAUGCUGUCUAAAGCAUAUGCAAUUGAUCCCAAGAAUCCAAUGGUUCUUAAUCACUUGGCUAAUCACUUCUUUUUUAAAAAGGAUUAUGGAAAAGUCCAACACCUGGCACUGCAUGCAUUUCACAAUACAGAAAAUGAAGCAAUGAGAGCUGAAAGUUGCCAUCAUUUAGCGAGAGCUUUCCAUGCUCAAGGUGACUGCGAUCAAGCCUUCCAGUAUUAUUAUCAGGCGACACAGUUUGCCCCACCAAAUUUUGUGUUGCCACAUUAUGGUCUUGGACAAAUGUAUAUUUAUAGAGGAGACACAGAAAAUGCAGCUCAAUGUUUUGAGAAAGUUUUAAAAGCACAGCCCGGUAACUAUGAAACAAUGAAGAUCUUGGGGUCUUUGUAUGCAAACUCACCAUCACAAUUACAGAGGGAUAUUGCGAGGCAACACUUAAAGAAAGUGACUGAACAGUUUCCAGAUGAUGUAGAGGCUUGGAUUGAGUUGGCCCAAAUUUUGGAACAAAACGAUUUACAGGGCUCAUUACACGCUUAUAGUACAGCGAUGAAGAUUCUAAAGGAGAAGGUCAAUGCUGACAUUCCAGCUGAGAUACUGAACAAUGUCGCAGCUCUUCACUACAGACUUGGCAAUUUAACUGAAGCCAUGAAAUACUUGGAAGAGGCUUUGGAAAGAGAAAAAGCAGACGCGGAGACUUUAGAUGCGCAAUACUAUAACUCCAUUGCGGUGACCACAAUGUACAAUCUGGCGAGACUCAAUGAAGCGCUAUGCAUGUACAACAAAGCAGAGAAAUUGUAUAAAGACAUAUUGAAGGAACAUCCUAAUUAUAUUGACUGUUAUCUAAGGCUGGGUUGCAUGGCUCGUGGAAAGGGUCAAAUCUACGAAGCCUCUGAUUGGUUUAAGGAGGCUCUGAAAGUGAACUUGGAACACGCAGAUUCCUGGUCGUUACUAGGCAACCUGCAUUUAGGUCAGCAGGAGUGGGGGCCCGGCCAAAAGAAGUUCGAGAAAAUAUUGCAAAACGCAUCUACUUCUAGUGACGCAUACUCCUUGAUAGCUCUUGGUAACGUAUGGCUUCAAACUUUGCACCAGCCGUGCAGAGAGAAGGACAAAGAGAAGCGUCAUCAAGAGCGAGCCCUAGCGAUGUACAAACAGGUGCUUAAGAAUGAUCCGAAGAAUAUUUGGGCUGCGAAUGGAAUCGGCUGUGUGUUCGCGCAUAAGGGCUGUGUGAAUGAAGCUCGCGAUAUAUUUGCUCAAGUCCGAGAAGCGACGGCCGAUUUUCCAGACGUCUGGAUGAACAUCGCUCACAUUUACGUUGAACAGAAGCAAUACAUCAACGCCAUACAAAUGUACGAAAACUGUAUUCGCAAAUUCCGAAAACAACAUGACGUGGAGUGGUUAACGUGGCUUGCGCGCGCGCAAACGCUCGCAGGGCGAUCGCGAGCUGCUCGCGCUACCUUAUUGCGGGCGAGACGCGUGGCGCCCCACGAUGGCGCACUGUUGUUCAACACUGCGCUUGCGCUGCGACGUCUAGCAGCUCAUGUAUUGAAGGACGAACGUUCAGAACUUAAGGUGGUGCUGCGAGCAGUGCACGAACUUCAUGUAUCUCACAGAUACUUCCAACGCUUAGCGGAAGGAACGGAGCGUGCGCGAUACGAAACGGUCGCGGCAGAAGCCGAAGCUCGUACAUGUGCAGAUCUACUGUCGCAGGCGCAAUGGCACGUGACACGUGCGCGCAGGCAGCAUGAAGAGGAGGUCACGCUGCGCGACAGACAGCGCGAACAGAGGGAGGCGUUCAGGAGACAACAGGAAGAUGAGAGGAAACGUCGCGAAGAGGAACAAGCGAAGAGCACAGUGGAAAUGCUACAGAAGCGACAGGAGUUCAAGGAGAAAACGAAGAACGCGCUACUGUUCGCAGACAUGCCAACUGAGAGCAAACCGAAGGGGCGUGGUCGGAGGCGAGACGAGUAUAUUUCGGAUUCGGGUAGCGGUAGCGAUCGGCCGAGGGAGGAGGGACGCGAACCUAAGCAGCGUAAACGUAAGCGCGAAGCUGGUGAAGGCAAGAAACGCGGACGCAAAACUCGCGAGCGCCGCGGAAGCGGAAGCGACAGCGAUCCACCUCGCAAGCGCGGCAAAAAGCGGGGCGAAAAGGGUAUUGGCCGGCGUGAGAAGGCAAAAAUGGCUGAAGAUAAGCUUGGUGCUAAGCAGCGUUUGAAGAUUGUUUCAAAGGAGACUAUUUCUACGUCUGAAUCUGAUUCGGACGCUAGUCGCAAGUCGCGUAGUCGUAGCCGCAGCCGCAGUCGCAGUCGGAGCGGUAGUCGCAGUCCACCGGCUAAUAAAGGCCGGAAGAGAAUUAUGUCCGCUUCUGAUAGCGAUAGAUCGCGAUCUAAAAGUAGAUCCAAAUCAAGAAGUCGAUCUCGGUCAGGCUCCGCCAAGAGUCGUUCCAGGUCUAAAAGCCGCUCAAGAUCCAAGAGCCGUUCUAGAUCUAAGAGCGGAUCGAGAUCGAAGUCUAGAUCUAAAAGCCGUUCUAAAUCGAGAAGUCGUUCCAAAUCUAAAUCGAGGAGUCGAUCCAAGUCAAGGAGUCGGUCCAAAUCUAGGAGCAAAUCUCGUUCGAAGAGUCGGUCCCGUUCUAAGAGUGGAUCUAGGUCCAAGAGUCGGUCUAGAUCUCGUUCAAGGUCCAAAAGCCGUUCUAAAUCUAGAUCGCGUUCGAAGAGUGGAUCUCGCAGUCGGUCUGGAUCUCGUUCUCGUUCCGGUUCUAGAUCCCGUUCUGGAUCUAGGAAUUCCAGGCCAGAAACACCCGAAUCUAGGAAGUCUGUUUCGGCGAGCGAAGAUGAAGCUUAG
Molecule: messenger RNA, 3594 nt
Organism: Leptosia nina
Lineage: Eukaryota; Metazoa; Arthropoda; Insecta; Lepidoptera; Pieridae
Source: the annotation of a GenBank genome assembly